CUAUUCAGUUGAAUUUUGGACUCGAGAGACUUCGGAUCGAAGCUCAACCUGGGAUUUGGAUUUGGAAGUUUUCACCUUGUUAUAAAACCACAUAGUUGGGCCCUUUCCCCCUUCUCCGCACAUACUAACGAAAAUGCUGCAACUUCAAAAGAUGAAUACUCUGCUGCUGCUCUUGGCCAUGAUGCGCUGCAUCUGUGCCACGCCCAUAGCUCCUGCCACGCCCGAUGGCGCCACGCCCAUCGACGCCCGCGUCUCGGCCGCCGACUUCGGAGCCCAGGAUGCUUUCGAUGCCGCCGACAGCUCCGCGGAAUCCACCCACGCGCAGGCCAGCGACGCCGGGUUCAAGAUCUCUCUCCUGCCCACUCCGGCUAAAACGGCGGAAUCGGUGAAUCUAGAGCAGGAGGCCAUUCCCUCGAAGGUGCUGAGCGUGUACGACAACAGUCAAAAGAGGCUGGCCGAUUUGGCGCAGCCCGUUCCCAUUUUGGACUCCAUCAGUGAGCACGAGAAGUACGGCAACAACGGUGACAUGUUCGACGGCAUCUCGCGAUCCAUUGUCAACGGCUACGAGGCCUUUUCCAACCUGCUCAACACCUUUAUUCAGGUGAGGGAGUGCCGAAAUUGCGACCAUUGUGUUUGGUUUGUUUGUUUGCCCUGUUUCUUGGUCAAUCCAUUCGCACACACGUUGCAUAAUGGUCCCAGCGAUGCACCGGCUCAGCAGCCAAACAAAAUUUAAACAAUACUUUAAACAUGCGUACGAAAGAGCCUAUCAACUUACGGCCUUAGCUGUCAGUAUUACUGCAAGUCCUUGAGUCUUGGCUAUUUUCAAGCCAGAUUGACAGUACCACGACCCGCUGGCACUGCUUAUGCAAUUAGUCGCUCGUCGUGUGCGCUUGCGCUUCGCUUUGAGCAAGGUCAGUUCCAGUGCCAGCUUUCCCUCUCUUGACCACUCUCUUCCCCCCAUUUCUCUCUUGCAGAAGCCCAAAGAGUUGGCGCGCAGCGUGACGAAGGGGAUCACGGCUCAAUUGGAUAUCAUAGGAGGCAAAUUGGUGGGCCUUUGAGAAGGCGUGUAAUUUAAAUAAAUACUUUAAUUUAUUUUGUAACUUAACACGAACAUGUUGUUUAGGAAUGCAUUUCGAUAUAAAUAUUUGUAUGUAUGAAUAAAAUAAUCAUACGCAUAGUAGU
Drosophila melanogaster (fruit fly) is the source of this 1182-nucleotide messenger RNA. RefSeq lists its product as uncharacterized. The coding region runs from base 134 to 733 and encodes 199 amino acids. The transcript is spliced from 3 exons. NCBI's taxonomy places the organism in Eukaryota, Metazoa, Arthropoda, Insecta, Diptera, Drosophilidae. The record is from RefSeq and is marked reviewed.